Molecule: messenger RNA, 1699 nt
Organism: Melopsittacus undulatus (budgerigar)
Lineage: Eukaryota; Metazoa; Chordata; Aves; Psittaciformes; Psittaculidae
Product: interleukin-1 beta-like
Exons: 5
Coding region: 167-1318 (383 amino acids)
Biological process (GO): cytokine-mediated signaling pathway; cellular response to lipopolysaccharide; positive regulation of gene expression
Molecular function (GO): cytokine activity
Source: RefSeq, a predicted model, not a curated record
CUGCUGGGGCAGCCCAGCCACUGAGAGCUGGCACACAAGCACUGGUCCCAGACAUUGACACCAAACUGUUCUCUGCCCCACACACCAGUCCUGGAGCAUCAGCCCUACUCUCUGCUCCACACCCCAACCCCAAAGCAUCCCCCCGUUCUUCCAUGCACACAGCCCCAUGCUCAGCCCCACAGUGCUGCUCAGGGACAACCCCCAAACCUCUCAGUAUCUCUGGAGGAACUGGGCAAACCCAAGCAUUGCGAAAGGUGGAAAACCCGCUCUGACGGCACUUCCUUUGGAGGCCCUUGAAAACCCACCACCCCAACAGCAGGCUCAGAGAGCACCCACAGGCAGCACAGGCAGGAGCAGGCAGCCGGGUGCCGCAGCACUCAACAGGUACCAGCAGGUCUUGCAGUCAGCAGAGGAGAUGGCAUUCGUCCCUGAUUUGGACAUACUGGAGAGCAGCAGCCUGAAUGAGGAGAUGUUUUAUGGCCCUGACUGCCUCUGCCUGCAGAAGAAACCCCAACUGGACUUGGAGGUGGCAUCGCCUGGGGUGGGCAUCCAGGUGACUGUGACCAAGGGACACCCUGCCAGGACCUUUCGCCAGGCUGCUGUCCUUGUGGCGGCUCUGACCAAACCAGCACACAAGGAGUUUGCUGACAGUGACCUUGGGGACUUCCUGGAUGAUAUUUUCGGUAUGGGGGUGAUGUCAGGGUGUCAACCCGGGUGGCGGAUGCUCCUGGGGGAUGCUCCUGCAAUGGGGAUCAUCAACAUCCCCCUGACUGUCUCCCUCCCCACAGAGCCCGUCCCCUUCCAGCGAAUUAACUGCAGCUACGCUGGAGCCCCUGUCUAUCGCUACACCCGCUCCCAGUCCUUCGACAUCCUUGAUAUUGACCAGAAGUGCUUCGUGCUGGAGUCACCCACUCAGCUGGUGGCCCUGCACCUGCAGGGACCCUCUGCUGGGCGGAAAGUGAAGCUCAACAUCGCUCUGUACCGUCCUCAGUCAUCACAGGGUGGCCCAGGGACUGGGCGGGUGCCAGUGGCAUUGGGCAUCAAGGGCUACCAACUCUACAUGUCAUGUGUGAUGAGCGGUGCUGAGCCCGUGCUGCAGCUUGAGGAAGCCGACGUCAGGAGGGACAUUGAGAGUGUGGAGCUGACCCGCUUCAUCUUCUACCGCCUGGACAGCCCAACCGAGGGCACCACACGCUUUGAGUCGGCUGCCUUCCCUGGCUGGUUCAUCUGCACCUCCCUGCAGCCCCGCCAGCCCGUCAGCAUCACCAACCAACCCGACCAGGUCAACAUUGCCACUUAUGAGCUGAGCAGGCACUGAGCAGCCCCUGCUCCCAACCCAACCCAACCGGCAGUUGCUGGUUCUCAGGCCGUAUGUACCAAGUACAAAUCCCAGUGGGACCCCCCAUCCUCUCCAUCUAUUUCAGGUGAAAUAGCAUCUCUGGGCCCUAUUGGCCCAACCCACCCCUAUUUGUGCUUAUUUAUUGUGUAUAUCCAGUGCUUUUGGGUUUAUUUAUUGUGUAACACCUCUUGCUUUUAACUUAUUGUAUAUUGAUUCGGAGAAAACUCCAGGAACAAACUUGCCAACACAGUUUUCAAGCUGACAAGCAGGUAUUCUUUAUUGCGGCGCCGAGAGACACGGGAGAUAGCUCCACCUAACGUGUGUCUCCCCUGUUGCUACACAAGCCAUCCUUAUAUAGUC